Struthio camelus australis is the source of this 4799-nucleotide messenger RNA. NCBI's taxonomy places the organism in Eukaryota, Metazoa, Chordata, Aves, Struthioniformes, Struthionidae. The record is from RefSeq and is a predicted model, not a curated record.
CGGUCUGGUUUUGAUGCCUGUUGCUGCUUUCUGGCUUGCCGUUUUGCUUUGAAACGGGAGGUGACCUGGAGCGUAUCGUCAUGGCAUUCCACCUGAAGGUACAAAAUACUGCAGUCUUCAACUGUUUCACGUUCAGACAUGGAGGUUUCCAGUCGUUUCCAGUGGCAAUGUUUGGAGCACCGGCUGAAGAUCAGGAAUUCCAUUCAAGAUCCUCUUGAUUUAAUUGCUGAUGGUUUGAGAAGUUAGAAUUAGCUGUAAUCAUCAGUAAGCCAGCAGUCUUGAAUGGGUGAAAAUGACAACCACCUACUUACAAGACAUUCCAAAAGAAAAAGACCAUUCAGAUAAAUUAGAUGACCUAUAUCCUAAGCUGCCUGAAGACUGAGGAUCUGGUCUAAGCCAAGCAUAUGGGCUCCAGCUCUCUCCCUCUCUGUCUCUCAUUACGAAAGGUAGCCAGGGAGUGAUUCAUCAGGAAAAAGAGGGCUACUGUGAGUCCUAUUCCAUGCUGGCCAAGUUAUUUCUAGUGCAUAACAUGAAAGACAAAUCAUAGAGAUUAUCUUGUGAAGAGCAUGAAACUGGAUUCAGCACACCUGUCUACAAGAAGCCUGAUGACUGCUGCCCAGGAGCAGAGCAAGCUUCUUCCCCUCUGGGAAACGAUCUGCACAGACUUAGUGACGGGAUAUUCUGGUCAGAGGAAAUCGUACCACAGGAAGUCUCACCAGUGACCACUAUCAGUCGUGGCACGUGCAGAAAGAAGAGAACAGUGCUUCCACCUGUUACCAAUGUACUGGAAACAUGAGGGCAAAGAUGAAUCUGCACCAAGCUCUAAGCAGUAUAGCAGCUAUAGGAGUGUGACAUCCAAGAUAAGAUUAACUUUGAAAUCCGCAUGCGAGAAGGCAUCUGUAAACUACUUGCAGUGAGCACGCAGAAAGACCAGCUGUUGCAUGCUGUUAAAAACCUGAUGGUUUGCAACGCCCGCAUACUUGCAUACAGGACAGAGCUACAGAACCAAAAAGAAGAGCUGGUCUCAUACAGAACUGAAGGACGGUCUUCAGACACUGGGUCAAAAGACCGGGUGGCAUGCAGAGCAAAGGUUGCUAUAUCAGAUAUUCGAAUACCAUUGAUGUGGAAAGGCUCUGAUCACUUCAGCAAUAAAGAAAAAUCACAGCGCUAUGCAGUGUUUUGUUUGUUCAGAAUGGGAGCUGAGGUUUUUGAUACGGAGGUGGCUAUUGUGGAUAAAGCAAUAACGGAUAUCUGCUUUGGGAAUGUAACCAUAUUUGAUGAAGCAGGACCAGAUUUCCAGGUGAAGGUUGAAGUGUACAGUUGCUGUACAGAAGAGUCUUUAUACAUAACAAACACUCCUAAGAAACUAGCAAAGAAGUUUAAAACAUCCAUCAGCAAAGCCACCGGGAAGAAACUCAGAGCUACACUGGAAGAAGACAGCCCAGAAUCCCUUUUGCUCACUGACCCAGUCAUUCAUGGAGCAAAAUACAGUUUGCUGGCAUAUACCACUUUGGGGCUGGAGAGUGCUGAGGACAAUUUCAGGACCCACACCCUUACCAUUACAGGAAAUGAGGAAUCCUCUUUCUGGCUCCCCUUGUAUGGAAAUAUGUGUUGCCGUUUAGUUGCUCAGCCCUCUUGCAUGACUAAGGAUAUGAUGGCAGGAUUUCUUAAUCAGCAGCAAACGAUGGGAAGUCUGACUAACUGGAGGAGGCUGUAUUGCAUACUAAGAGGUGGCAAACUCUUUUGCUAUUACUCACCAGAAGAAAUUGAGGCUAAACUGGAGCCAGCGUUGACAGUUUCCAUCAACAAGGAAACCAGAAUUCGAGCUGUGGAUAAGGACUCCAAGGAAAGAACUAAUAAUUUUUCUGUUAUCAACCCUGUGUCUGGAGAGGCUAUGACUCAACUUUUUGCUACUGACAGCAGGGAAGAACUUCGUAAGUGGAUGGAGGCUUUCUGGCAGCACUUUUAUGAUCAGAGCCAGUGGAAACAUUGUUGUGAAGAACUUAUGAAAAUUGAGAUUAUGUCACCACGGAAACCACCUUUGUUCUUGACAAAAGAGGCAACCUCCGUCUAUCAUGAUAUGAGCAUUGAUUCUCCAGUGAAACACGAGGGCUUAGCUGAUAUCAUACAAAGAAAAAUUGGAGAGAGCGGUGGUGAGUUCCUGCUUGGCCAGCAAAAGGAGUCUGCGUUUUCCUUAUGGGCCUCGCUCUUCGAUGGAUCUCAUGAGAUGGUUGUUCACACAAACAUGCAUCCAGGCACAAAAAGUGAGACUGUAAGUCCUCAUGAUGGCAGAGGAAAGAAAAGAGCAGCUCCUCCUCCACCAUCUGAUAAAUCGCCAUACAGUGCAAAAGCACAGCGGAACACAGAGCAAUUGGGCAAAGAAAACUGGGAGAAAUCUGAUAGCACAUGCAGUUCUUUCGAUUCAAAGUUAUCUACUGUAAUGCAACAGAGACCCAUUGCUGCUCCUCGCAAGCUUGGUCCUUGUAGAAAGAGCAGUUUAACUGACCACAGAAAUUCCAUUUCACUGGUUACCAAGACAGAGUCUGAAACCAAACUGGCACCAGCCCCUAGACAGAAAUCCGUCAAAGAAAUGCUAGACCCUAGGUCUUGGUUGCAGCCCUAGACGUAACAGUUAGCUAGGAAGAGUCCCUGAAACUCUCAGAGAAUUAAAAUAGAGAAUUCUCGAGAAUUAAAAAUAGCUUUUAGCAUAUAGCCUGCUAAGUAUGGAGACUAAAGCUUUUUUCUUUUAACCAGGGCGUUAUUGGCUGCAGUCUCAGACUCCUAACAUCUAAAUGAGCUACUAGGCAGUAUCUCUACCUGAAGUAAUGGUGCUUCUUCAGAACACAGUAGUUAGUACUUCGUCCUUGAGAAACUGGCAGCAGUCAAGUAUCUCUCUCCCUGCACCAGGGCUGUGACCGCUGCCUUCUCACCUGUCCCUCUGCUUCUCCCAUGUACGGCUCCUCAGACUAGUUCAAUUGGGCAUUUCACACACAUUCAGCACAGAUCUUGCAAAGCUGAUUUUUCUUGGGCUCCGUGCUUGACCUCACCCCGAAUCUUCUCAUAUACCCCUUGUCGUUUGGGAACCGCUGCUUAUAAGAUAAUGUACUGUGAAAAGUUAUUCUGCACUUCUCAAUGGUUCUGUAACUAUAUCAAUUUUUGAAACAGGUCUGCCAAUUUAGCAUGGGAUCUACUAGGUUCUUCAUGGUACAUACCUUAUCCGAAUGGACAAGGAUUAUCUGCGUCCGCAAAAGAACGGAAUCCAUCACUGCUGCUUAUUUUAGGCUGAUGCAAACAUUUAAAAAUAAUAUUGCCUAUGAACACCUCUUUAGGGUUUCGUUUUUAAGGUCAUUUUUCUGCCUAAUGGCGCUCUUGCAGCGUAGCUUCUUCAUGGAACAUCUCGGCAGUUUCUGGUAGAUAAAUGGUCUGCAAACAUGGCCACAUUGCUGGUGUACAAAGUUCCUCCCCCACCCCAAACUCGUUUUCUCUGAAAUAACAGAAUGGGUACUUCAGGUGAAAGUACUGAACUUGGAUAUCCCUACAUCGGACUGCUCGCCACUUUUGCGAGAAGCACUGGUUAUUACGGUUCCUGGGCAGCUACAAAGGAGCCUACAGAAAGAGUCUUUCGCCUGGACCUACACCUUAAAUAUACCUACACCUACACCUUAAACUCUCUUUCUUGGAUGAUAGUUGGUUUAUUUUUUGUCUUCUGCCAAUCUCUUGGCUGCACAGUUGUAAAGGUGUCUGCUGAAUUCCUUCAGUAGUUUGUUGGCUAUUUGGGAUAGGGCUUGGGAGGCAGGGUUUCCUUUACAAAUCUCUUUGCAGGAUUAGAGCCCUUGGUUUUUAGAAUGUCCGUCCAUGUUCAUUCUUCAUUUAAUCGUGCUGCAUUUUUCCCUCUGAAACAACCCUAGUUAUUUUUACAACAAAUCAUGCUGUUACUUAAGUGGAUGGUUUGUGAAUGGUUUGUAGUAGGAACAGGAAAAACUGAAGACUAACUACAUGAUUAUGUAAAUCGGACACGGUCAACUAAGUGGACUAGGCAACUCUGAACACGAAACAGGGGAAAAAAAAAACCAGAAAAAAACCCCCAUAUUUUCCAAGAUGUAACUGCAGGUGGUUUAGCUUUAAAUCUAGUUUUAAAUGAUACUAUAUUCUAGAAAGAAAAAGGGCCUUUUAUUGGCAAACCACUUCCAUUUAUUUGCUGUAUUUCAAAAUAAAUCUCAUAAAUAUAUAUGGCAAGAAGACAGCAUAAUGAGGAUUUAUUCUGAAAUUCAACAGGCUGUUGAAUUUCAACGAGCAGUUUCUCUAUUAAAUUCAGUAGCUUUGUUUUGAAUUGCAGCAUACAUAUUUUAGGAAGGCAUUUAGUAUUAAUUUAAAGACUUAAAGCGAUGAGAAUUCACCCAUACUUCCUCAAUAAGCUGUUGCAGUGGUUAAUUAUCCCAGGUACAUUUUUCACUUGAUUUUCUAUUUACAUUUCAAGCUCCACCUUAAGUUAUUUUGGUCUUUUUAAGCCUUUGAUUGCUUAUAUUGAUCUCUAUAGUAUCAGCUUUUCUAAUUCCUUAUGUGCAGUUAUAAAUCAUGAUUAUGUCCCUUUUUAACCUUUUCUCUGAUAAGAUGUACUGAAUUCCUUAACUUUCUUAUUGCAAUUAAUUUUAUCCAAGACUAAUCUUCAAGUUCUUCUCUCUACUUCUUAUGUGUUGAAAUAUUUUUUAAAUGUGACACCUGAAUUAGAUGCAACAAGUCAAUAGUGAUCCUGUCCGGAAUACACGGAGACAUAACAUGAUCCUCUUACUCUGCUUUAU